Messenger RNA from Camelina sativa (false flax), 1514 nucleotides. Its product is annotated as transcription factor MYB29-like. The record is from RefSeq and is a predicted model, not a curated record. NCBI's taxonomy places the organism in Eukaryota, Viridiplantae, Streptophyta, Magnoliopsida, Brassicales, Brassicaceae.
UGCAAUGUCUUAUAACUUUGAUGUAUCCUCCCCUUCUUCAAAUGAUCUAUUAUAAAUAUAUCUUGAAGAUGAAAAUGCUCUUCCACAGUUUCUCAGUCAGUUUCAUAUUCAGAUGCAUCAGAGUUCUCAUAAACAGAUCUAUCAGUCUUUUGGAUUAAAAUUCGACGACAUUACUGGGGUUUUGUUUUUGUUUCUUUCCUUAUUUUCUUGUUUCUUCAUCUUUAAUUAGGUUGUAUGUAAAAUCAAUAUCAUAAAAGAAAGAAAAAAAAUGUCAAGAAAGCCAUGUUGUGUGGGAGAAGGGCUGAAGAAAGGAGCAUGGACCGCCGAAGAAGACAAGAAACUCAUCUCUUACAUUCAUGAGCACGGUGAAGGAGGCUGGCGUGAUAUUCCCCAAAAAGCUGGACUCAAACGAUGUGGAAAGAGUUGUAGACUGCGAUGGGCUAACUAUUUGAAACCUGAUAUCAAGAGAGGAGAGUUUAGCUACGAGGAGGAACAGAUUAUCAUCAUGCUUCACGCUUCUCGCGGCAACAAGUGGUCGGUCAUAGCAAGACAUUUACCCAAAAGAACGGACAACGAGAUCAAGAACUAUUGGAACACGCAUCUUAAAAAACGUCUGGUCGAUCAGGGAAUCGAUCCCGUCACCCACAAGCCACUUGCCUCUAACCCUAAUCCAGGCACGCCCAAGACUUCUGAUCCCAACGAUGAUGAACAAUCGCAAUCAGGUUCGAUGUCUCCAAAGUCUCUUCCUCCUUCUUCAAACUCCUACAAUCUACAAGAGACAAGCAGCAGUGAUGAGACACCGAGACACGGUGCUUCCUUGACCUCCAAGAAACACUUGUUUAAGAGGUAUUCUACAUCAAAAGUGUUAAACAAAGUUGCAGCUAGGGCUGCUUCCAUUGGAAAUAUUUUAUCAGCCUCCAUGGAAGGAACCUUGAUCAGCUCUACAUCCUUGUCUCCUCCAUGUCUCAAUGAUGACUUUUCCGAUACUAGUCAACUUCAGAUGGACGAGUAUGAUCCAUUCUCUCAGCCAUCCGAACACAUAAUUCCCGAUGAUAUCAGCAUGAACACGGAACUCAACAAUUCCGCAUACGAUUUCUCGCAGUUUAUUGAGCAGUUCGGUAACAACGAAGGCGACAACAUUCAAGAUCUGCUUAUGUCUGAUGUCUCAUCACCAAGCGUUGAUGAAUGCGAUAUUAUGCAAAACAUAACCGAUUGGUCAAAUUAUCUUGUUGAAGAUUCCGAUUUUAAUCAUGAAACGAACCAAGAUUGCGACGACAGGAACUUCAUAUAAUCCAUUGAUUGCUUACCGGAACAGAGUUCACCAGUACUUUGAUGGUUCUCGUAGAUAUUUGUCAAGUUAUUGUCAGGUUCACAGUAGAAGUUGCUAUAUUCAAUAAAAGAUUCUCGCAUCUGAGAAACUUGUGAUCCCGUGGAUCAUUUAGUAUUUGAUUUUCGGGAGACGCGAGUUUUUUUUUUUUAAUAUACAUAUAGUAACUUUUUCUUUUUUCUUUUAA